UUCAAAAGUCCCCCAGACCAAGAAGUGGAUUGAUUAUGCCAACGACACCGUAUUCUCCUGCCCUGAAAGGGUUGACAGUCACCCUGGUCUUAUUAGAGGUGGGACUGUACAGCAUCAGCGUGGCAGGAUGGCCGUCUCUUGUCUACAUCUUCAGAGACUCGGGGUUCUACUCCGACCUCUGUGUUUUUAACUCGACGGUGGACUCUGGAGCUUCAACUGAGAAGGAGAACGAACACAAUCAAAACCACUGUUCGGCACAGGAGGAAAUUUUGAACCUGGUUUUUACGGUGGCUGUGUCGGCGCAGAUACUGAUGCCCACACUGGGCUAUUUUUACGAUCACUUUGGAUUGUUGUGUGUGCGGCUAGUUAGCAUAGUUUUAAGUGUGGGUGGAUGUCUUCUGAUGGCCUUCUCCGAGCCAGGGUUAGAAUGGCUCUUGUUUCCAGGGGCUACUCUUCAUCUAUUUGGAGGCAAUAUGCUUAUGACAUCAGAUAUGCAGCUGGCGUCGCUAUUCCCAACAAAGAAAUCCACCAUAGGUGCCCUUGUCUCUGGUGCAGCCGAUAUGAGCUCUUUCAGUUUUUUGUUAGUUAAGUUAGCCUAUGAUGCGGGGUUUCCCUACCGCCUUUCAUUUAUUGCUAUGGGUUGUGGGACGUUUAUCAUCGCAACUGCUACCUCGAUUGUGCUGCCACCUCGUGAGGCAGUGCCUGACAAAUCUGAAGAGGGUAAAGGCAUUGGUAAUGUAGGCCAUUCUGGGUGCCUGGUGCCUGGCAGCGCGCCCAGUGAUGCUGAGGCAGUAAAGAAGACAAACAACAGCGGCGAGUUCGGAGUGAGUCCUUCGUAUGAUAACAAAGCACUGGAAGCUGAUUCAGAAAUUGGUAGAUACAUCCACCAAGAAUGGGGUGCGCAUAAUGACAUGCCUUCUGAUGAUCCGGCGAAUUUAACGAGGCUUGCAACACUCUGGAAGACUGUGCAAACUGAAGGAAACCUAAAACAGCCUUGUCUGAGCGUUGCCGUGAUUUCUGUUCAGCAUCAACCAUCCGCAAAAGGCGUUGGUCCAUCGGGGGCAGAGCUUGUGGGACUUGGCGUAGAUGAACCAAUUCCCAAGGAAAGCAAAACCAACAUUGAACCAACCAGCGUUGAAGAAUAUAUUCCAUUCAGUUCUGUUUUGAAGAGCCCCAUGUUCUGGUUGACAGAACUUUGGUUUUCCUGUAGUUUCCUCAUUUUGAACGCAUAUUUUGGCAGUUUCAACGCACUACUGGAAUAUAGGUCGAAUGGCGAUCUUAAUGCAAUAAGCCACUAUACCAACGUGUUUGGCUACCUCCAGCUUGCAUCUAGUGUUCCCCUUGCUUUAGUAGCUGGGCAUUUAGUUGACAUGCAACACAGUGGCCGGGCGGAACCUAAAGUAUUUAUUGGCUGCUUCGUGGUCACGUGUGUGUCAGGACUCCUGCUGUGGGUGACAUGCGCAGUGCCGAUACUGGAGAUACAGUAUGUGUCGAUGCUGCUUCAUUGUACACUACGGACCUUCACAUUCGGAGCGCACAUUACAUUUAUCGCAUAUGCAUUUCCACGUCAACAUUUCGGGAAGACGUACUCCGUGCAGCGCGCUAUUACUACAUUGAUAGGUGCCUUACAGUUCCCACUGUUCUUCUGGCUGAAGAGUGAUCUUGACAGCGAUCCACUCUAUUUCAGUCUGGCACUGUGUGGUAUUUCCUGCUUGAUGCUCAGUCUUCCAGUAUACCUAAUGAGACGGGGAGGUGCGCUGCAGAAAGAGCAUAAUGAAGGCGAUAUGAAGAAAACUUGACUGAUUGCAUUAGUUGAGCAAUGAUCUUUAGACACAUUCGUAAGCUUCCCGACUGCUUUUUUUACGUGUGAUUUCAGAGUCAAGCGGAGAUAUAUUGAUAUAAUGGUAGUGAGGUACCAACAACUGACACAUUGAAGCGCUCAUAAUGUUCGUGUAGAAAUGUGCAGGCCUGUAGUACAUGGACAAGCGUAACAUGUAUAAUCCGUGAAAAUAAAGUGAUUGAUGGUUCUAGUAUUUUCCCAGUCGAUAGAUGCUUAUUGCAUUAGUAGCACUGUCACGGCGCUCAGGUCAGAGCAUGAUAACAAAAAGCCUUCUUGGCCCAUUGAACCCAAUAUUUCAAGUAAACGAACCAAAUAAGUAUUCUGUCAUUUCUGGUGUAUAUGCAUGUAAAAUAAUACAACUGCAGGCGUCUUUACAUCCAAAGUGUGAAUGACUGACUGAGGAGCAUCUAGUCAUUUGGGGUAAUAAAAAAUGUGAGACGAGGGUUUGGGCAGUGGGCAAGGACCCAAAUGAA
Lingula anatina is the source of this 2313-nucleotide messenger RNA. RefSeq names its product equilibrative nucleobase transporter 1-like. Gene Ontology annotation, molecular function: transmembrane transporter activity. The record is from RefSeq and is a predicted model, not a curated record. Gene Ontology annotation, biological process: transmembrane transport. NCBI's taxonomy places the organism in Eukaryota, Metazoa, Brachiopoda, Lingulata, Lingulida, Lingulidae.